CUUUUGUCCUAUUCAAAUGCAGGCAAAUUCUGGUUUGGGAGACGUGGCUUAGUUUAGUUUUUUACUGCUCUGAUGCAUUUGAAUCGCAGGUGCUCUCCUGUGUCGGUUUGUUUAGGGAAAUCAAUGCAGCCCCUCACCUGUCUUCACCUCCUCCAGCAUCCAACGAACUUCAACUGACAAAACCCAGGCACAUGGUGAUGUAUAGCGGAGUUCUUCAUCUCAAGGUCAUCGGGUCAUCAAAAGCUGUUCUCACAUGCUCCGACUGUGACCAGGCCAUGAAGGAUUGUGAAUUCUCGGGGAAAGAAAAUGAGUUUCGGGGCGAGCUGGUGAACCAGCGGUGGACACGAGGCGAGAGGACCAGCAGCCGCUGUCAGGCCUCCCAGAGACUGCAGAGCCGUCGACCAAUCAUGAUGAGUAUCGAGGGUGAUGACAAGCGGACUCGCACUCGGUCCAAGGGAAUCAGAGUUCCUAUUGAGCUCAUUGGACAAGAGCUGAGCUGCCCCACCCUUGGAUGCAAUGGCUCUGGCCAUAUCAGUGGGAGAUACUCACGACACAGAAGUAUUUUGGGUUGCCCCAUAGCCAGAAAACGCCGUCUGGAGGAAGCAGAGGCAGAGCAGGACCAAGAGCAGGAAACAGAGCGGCCUGCUUCCAAGAGGAAGUCCCAGCCCCUGAAGCUGACCCUGGACGAGGGCUUCAGUGCGGAAAGUGACGCCAGCAGCGAGGCCGAGGGUGAGGGAGAAAAGAAUGGCGAGAAAGCAGCAGAGACCAAGGAGGAGGACGAGCAGGAGGAGGAUGAGCAGGAGGACAGGGAGGCACUUGUAGAGGAGAUAGAGGCAAUGACGGAAGACCUAACACAGGACGGACAGACAAAUGGACAGGAGGUGGAGAUGCAGAGUUUACAUGAUGAGGAGGACGGGAAGAGGAAAGAGGAAGACACAUAUCAAAAAGAGGAAGACACAUAUCAGAAAGAGGAGAACACAAGUGCAGCUGAUGAAGAGGAAGAGUGUGUGAUCAUCGAGCACGAGCUCAGCUCAGCGCCGCCUGCACCCCAGGAGUGUCAGGUACCUUCCCAGAGCGCCAAAGAGGGGGACAACUCUCUCCUCCACGUUGGCAGAGUUUCCGACAACAAUGCUCCAACUGUGGCCAUUCAGCAGGCUGUUGCUAUGGAGAUGGAGCAGGAUGUCACGGAGUCAGCCAAGUGGUGUGAAGAAGUAAAGGACAAGCAGGAAGAGGGCACAAAUAAGGGGGAAGAGGAAGAGGAGGAGGCGGCACAGAAAGUUCAAGUGUUGGAAGAGUCAUCUGUUCUGCAGAAGGAGGCGGCUGAAGUGAAGGGAACGGAGUUGGAGGAGGAGGUGGAGGAUGAGCAAGAAGAGUGCGAAGACAGGAGCAACCACGUGAGCCAGGAAAACCCAAAAUAUCCGACUGCUGAUGUGCCCCACGAACAGAUAAAUGAUGAAGAUGAGGAGGAAGAGGAGGAAGAGGUGGCAGUGCCAGCACAACAGAGGCAGGACACUUCAGCUCAUCCAGAGGAGGAUGAGGAGGGAGAUGAAGAGGACCACAGGGACCAUGUUCUGCCAAUUUCUGAUGUGCCAACUGCCAUCCACACCAUUACCAGCACCGCAGCAGCUCAGGGAACACACAUCGAGACUGAAGACCACAGGGCCGGGCCACUGGAGGCCUACAGCUCACACAGGACAAGUCCACUUGAUAAAUGUGACUCUCAAAGACCUAGCCCUCUUCACAACUAUAAGGACAGCCCUCCUUUAAGCUACAGCUCCCACAGGGCCAGUCCACUGGAAGAAUACUUUCCAAUCCCAAGAGUUGAGAACUAUAAAAUUCAUAAAGCCUCGUCUUCAGCCUCUCCCGACAUUAUUGAGGUGGGAUCAGAUAAGUCGGAGGAGAAAGACUACGAUGACAUGGAUGGGGACGACGAACGUGACGACGAAGACAGCCUGUCACAGCGCUCCACGGUGACAGACGAGUCUGAGAUGUUUGACAUGACCCGAGGAAACCUGGGCUUGCUGGAGCAAGCCAUUGCACUGAAGGCAGAGCAGGUGAAACCAGCUGGGCCCAGAGAGCUGCUCCGUGCCCCAGAUAUACACCACCAGAGAUACUUCACCAUGGAUGACAGGCCCAAGCACCUGGACGUCAUCCGCAAGAGCUACUUCAGCAAAGAGAGCAGUAGGCCAGAGAAGAGGGAGAUCAAGUGUCCCACUCCAGGGUGUGAUGGGACAGGUCAUGUGACCGGCCUUUACCCCCACCACCGCAGCCUGUCAGGCUGUCCGCACAAGGACAGGAUCCCCCCGGAGAUUCUGGCGAUGCAUGAAAAUGUGCUGAAGUGUCCAACUCCUGGUUGCACCGGUCAGGGCCAUGUUAACAGCAACCGUAACACACACCGCAGUCUUUCCGGAUGCCCCAUCGCUGCUGCAGAGAAGCUGUCAAAGGGCCAGGAUAAGCUGCCUCUCUCUCAGCCAGGCAGCGAGCACCUGAAAGGAAGUCCAAAUGACAGAGUGUUAAGACCCAUGUGCUUUGUGAAGCAGCUGGAGGUUCCACAGUACGGCAACUACAGGCCCAACAUGGCACCUGCCACGCCUCGUGCUAACCUGGCCAAGGAGCUGGAGAAGUACUCCAAGGUAAACUUCGAUUAUGCAAGCUUCGACGCACAAGUGUUCGGGAACCGCCUGCUUGCUCCAAAGAUGCCCAUCAGCGAAACCUCAUCCAAAGCCUUCAAAACUAAGCCCUCAUUCCCCAAAUCCUCCUCGCCCACACUCAGUCUCCACGAUUAUGGAAAGAGCUCCGGCUUGGCCUACGACUACUCCCAUGAUGCUGAGGCCGCUCACAUGGCUGCCACUGCGAUCCUCAAUCUGUCCACACGCUGCUGGGAGAAACCCGAGAACCUCAGUACUAAACCCCAAAACAAGGAAUUGGACAUUGAGGUGGAUGAGAAUGGCACCCUGGAUCUGAGUAUGAAGAAGCCUUGUAAACGAGAGGGCAGUCUGUCCGCCACUAGUCCCGGGGUUCGCUCUCCUGACCCUUCCUCCUCCUCCUCCUCUUCCCUGCAUCACGGUGGAAGUAGUGGUAUGACAUCACCGAACCUGCACGGCUACAAGCAGGAGGAGUGGGAGGGACCUCUGGAUUACACCAAGCCCAACCGCCAAAGGGAGGAGGAAGGGGACGAGAUGGAGCACACUGGCCACUCAUACGUCUCUUCUGACCAAGAGGACUGCGACAUGAUGCAAGACGGUCUGGAGGAGAGGAAGUACCCGGGAGAGGUCACAACCCCGAGCUUCAAGGUCAAGUUCCAGCCCAAGGAUAGCAAGAAGGAGCUGCUCUCGUGCCCUACACCUGGUUGUGAUGGCAGUGGUCACAUCACUGGAAACUAUGCGUCUCAUCGCAGAUGCCCCUCUCUAGGAUGUGACGGCUCAGGUCACAUCACAGGAAACUAUUCCUCCCACAGAAGUAUCUCUGGGUGCCCGCGUGCCAAGAAAAGUGGAAUUAAAACUCCUACCAAGGACAACCAGGAGGACUCCGAGCUUUUAAAAUGCCCCGUGCCGGGUUGCGACAGCCUAGGCCACAUUAGCGGGAAGUACGCCACACACCGCAGCGCCUACGGGUGUCCACUGGCAGCCCGCAGACAGAAGGAGGGUCUCUUGAACGGCACCCCCUUCAAUUGGAAGGCCUUCAAGACAGAGGGGCCGAUCUGUCCCACCCCCGGCUGUGAUGGCUCUGGACACGCUAAUGGAAGCUUCCUCACACACCGCAGCCUCUCAGGAUGUCCCCGAGCCUUGUUCGCCAAGAAGAAGGCCAAGUUCCCCACAGACGAGUACCUGACCACCAAGUUCAGAGCCAGUGAUGUUUUGGACAACGAUGAGGACAUCCAGCAACUCAACAAAGAGAUCAACGACCUCAACGAAUCCAACAAUGAAAUGGAGGCUGACAUGGUCAACCUGCAGACUCAGAUCUCCUCCAUGGAGAAGAACCUGAAGAGCAUCGAGCACGAGAACAAGAUGAUUGAGGAGCAGAACGAGGCUCUCUUCAUGGAGCUGUCUGGUCUCAGCCGCGCCCUGAUCCGCAGCCUGGCAAACAUCCGCCUGCCACACAUGCAGGAGCCAAUCACCGAGCAGAACUUCGACAGCUACGUGAGCACCCUGACCGACAUGUACACCAACAAGGACUGCUUCCAGAGCCCCGAGAACAAGGCUCUGCUGGAGAGCAUCAACAAAGCUGUGAAGGGCAUCAAAGUCUGAAACUCAAGACUCACACACACACCACACGUACGGAGGAAGCGCAGACUGUCCGGAGGCGAGGGAGCGUGACGGUGGAGAAGAUGGAGGGAUGGCGAGAUGAAGGAGAGAUGUUGAAAUACUCUUCAAUAUAAUGAAAUAUGAUUCAAAACAAAAAGGGAAUCCAGGUUAUCUUAAUAAACGGCAACUUAAAAAAAUCUACCCAGGGAGCACUCUCAUAGAAGAAAAGUGACGCGGACCAAAAUCCACACCAUGCUGCUGCUGGGAUUAAGAGGAUGGAACAGAUCCUUCAGUCAGGAUGGAUGGAAAAGAAGAAUGAAGUUACUGGAAACUGUAUCUGGGGGGGUGGGAGGUGUGGGUGGGUAAUAUGCUUUAUGUUUACCUGUUGUCUCUUUUGUGUCCUUACCUGGUUUUUGGGAGUUUUAACUGUUGCACAGCCGAUCCGUUAAUCGCACUUCACAUCUCCAAAAACACUGCGUCGCUCACAGGAGCUCGGUGACAUGAAGAGGAGGACACACAGAUGAGUUGAGCACGAGGACUCUGAACCAUCCUGCAGCGUUCUGUGCAGCCAGUGUGUUCUGGAUCCGAGCUCUCUGGUUCAUGACCACACACACACACACCCCAGCAAUACAACGCACGCACCAAACUGACUUUGUGUUCGCGUUGUGGUGUUACCGUGGCGAAGACGUCAACAGGUCACGUCGACUCCGUUUUGCGGGGAAUCCUUCAAGUAAGGUCAUGAGACAGAUCCAGGAACAGUGUGGGUUCUUUCAUUUUCAGCUCAUAUCAUGUUUUUUAUGUAAACUGAAACGAUGAUAGUGAUAGUGUGCGCACAUUCUAAAUUCAGUUAGUCAUAUCAAUAGUAUUUAUCAACUUAGGAAUUGCACUUCAUUUCAAUUAAUAGUUUUGUGGUACAAUACUUAUUGUUAUAUAUGAAUUAUUUAAACCUGUGAGCAUUUAAAUUGUAACUUAUUGCCAUUUAUGUUAUUGAGGUUUAUUUAUUUGAAGCAAUCUAUUUAUUAUUAACUUGGUUUUGUAACAGACAAAAAAUUGCAUCUUUACUGAUUAUGGUCAAAGCAAUUUGCAGAUGUCUUGCGUCAAUAUUUUAAGAAUCUAUAUAGAUAACUGACAAGGCAUAUAUUGUUUUGAGUACUUUUUGAAAACCUUUUUAAGUGCAGAUGUUUUAUAACAGACAAAAUCUUUUGAUAAUUUUACAAAAAAAGUUAUUUUUGUUAUUUUUGGGUUCUUUGUUUUUCUCCCGUUACCUUGUGUUUUUUCUGUUGCCACUACAUUCAGAAACCCUCUGCUGAGAAAAAAGAAAAGAAAUUAUGUAUUUAUUAUUUAUUUAAUAUGAAAGAAAUUGACUGAUAUGGCUGUAUAUUUAUUUUGUUAUUUAUGUGCGUGAUGUGACGGUUGAGUGUGAGUAGUCUUAAAGAUCCACUGCUAAUAUUUAAAUAAAGAAACAAAAUCAAUACAAAUACUGUUUGAUUACUUAGGCUUAUACCUAGAGACAUACCAGCAGCUGAUUGUAAGGACGGAAAAAAAUGACCCGACAAAAGCAUCACUGCUCUGUUGCUAUUUGGUCUUUGUGUGUUUGCUUUUGUCAGGUUAUACAAAACCAAGAAAAAAACAACUACAACAACAAGAAAAAAUCCAUAGAUUUAAAAAAUGUUACCUCUCUUUAGCGCUUUGUAGCAGCCGACACUGGCUCACCCAAAACCUCUGUAAUGUACCAUCGAUGCUGAAUUGAUGCUUUUUUAUUCUUUUUUCUUAUUUAUUAUUUUCAUCGAUACAAUGGUGCAUAUAUAGAGCUCUAUUCCAGCAGUGUUUUAGGCUGGAUCUAUGGGUCUCCAACACACACAAACACAAAUACACACCGAUGUAUCCACUAUACUGUAGGAUGGCCUCCUUUGACAAACUUCUAUCAGAUAAACAUACACACCCUUGUAGCCUUACUCUAGAUUUUAAUUUUUUGAUGCACAAAGUGCCACUGAAAAAAAGAAGAGAACUCACUUUCUUUCCUGAUUCUUCGCAUUUCUGCAAUGUAACAAUGUCUGGUCCCAGGAAGACCAUGGCAUCAUGAGAGUGGUGAUUGUUUCAGAUGCCUUUAUUUCUCUGCCAAGAUGGCCAUACGUACACUAUACAUACAUUCUGUAUAAAUAGAUUUUAAAGAUGCUAUAUAUAUGAAUAUAAACAUACAUAUAUUUUUCCAGUGUAAUUGUUGACUUGCUCUUCUUCUCUUGUAUUACCUUGUCAAAAGGAUCACUAGCUGUCUAGAAGAGAUGUGACGCAUGUUAUCAAAAGGAGGCAGUUACACCUUAUUUAAUAUCACUAAGACCUGCUCAACUGUGGCUUUAAACAAACCAUUCAGACAAGCUGAAGGCAAAGAAGGCGUUGUUGAUGAUAGAUUACAAUACUUUGGAAGUGUUUUCCUUUUCCCCCCUUUUUCUUUAUUUGUCUGUUCUUUAUCCAGAAGUGUCAAAAAAACGUCUACUGUAUGUUGUACUACUGAAUCUGAGAAAUGACUGUCAAUUUGAAACUAGAUGGUUGGCUCUUUGUUCCUAAGUGUCAUGUGAGUUCAUGUAUAUUAAAAGAUGCCUCUGAAUAAUGUUCUGCACAUAGUGUUCGGCGACAUUGUGCAGUUAUUGUAUUGUUAAUGGUGAGGCCUCACUAUGAGCCCAUUCUCUAAUGUCAAAACCAGUCAGUAGGAGACUUUAGUGUGACCUGCCUUUCAGUGAUCCGUCGCAGCUACUGUGGUGUACAGUAUGAUACCUGUGUGUAACGCUGAUGUCAAAGGCAUGUUGUAACUGUUCUUUUAGUCAAUGUAGAAUGAAAAUCCUUUGUGCACUUUCUAACUGUUGAAAAUGCCAGCAUUUUAUUCUCGACUCGGGAGAUGCCCCGUAGAUCACGGGCAAUAGCAAGCAUUCACCCAUGGAGGGGCGCACUACAAAGCAUUGUCUCACCUGUGUGUUGCUGUUCAUGUAGAGAACAACCUGUGUGUUACAUCAGAUAGAGACAUCUCUUUGAUUCAGGGGGUCGAAAAUGUAGAUAAAGGAAGUUGUACUUUCUUCUCCAAACAAACAACAAAAACCAAAAGAGAAACGGACAGGAUGCAGAGUUUGGUUCUCAGGUGACUGGGAGGGGGGGCAUAGGGGGGCUGCUGAAGCAGAACAGAGCAAUGCCAUAGGUCAGCCAGUCAGCUGAGGCUAGAGGCGAUAGCAGCGGCUGGAUCGAGGCCACGUGUGAAAUGAGAUGAGUGUGUGGGAGUUGGAAAUUGAUUUGCCGGGCUACACAAUCUCCCCCAUGUUUCAGGAAGAGGUGUUUGUUGCAUAAAUGUGCGUCCAUCACU
Molecule: messenger RNA, 7593 nt
Organism: Pleuronectes platessa (European plaice)
Lineage: Eukaryota; Metazoa; Chordata; Actinopteri; Pleuronectiformes; Pleuronectidae
Gene: myt1b
Product: myelin transcription factor 1b
Exons: 23
Coding region: 192-4247 (1351 amino acids)
Biological process (GO): regulation of transcription by RNA polymerase II
Cellular component (GO): nucleus
Molecular function (GO): DNA-binding transcription factor activity, RNA polymerase II-specific; zinc ion binding; RNA polymerase II cis-regulatory region sequence-specific DNA binding
Source: RefSeq, a predicted model, not a curated record